Molecule: messenger RNA, 4204 nt
Organism: Pungitius pungitius (ninespine stickleback)
Lineage: Eukaryota; Metazoa; Chordata; Actinopteri; Perciformes; Gasterosteidae
Gene: rcbtb1
Product: regulator of chromosome condensation (RCC1) and BTB (POZ) domain containing protein 1
Exons: 14
Coding region: 2426-4192 (588 amino acids)
Molecular function (GO): protein binding
Source: RefSeq, a predicted model, not a curated record
GCUCAAAAUCAUCCACAGCUGUGUGUCUGUGUUUGUCAUAUAGGAAUCAGGAAUCAGCAAACAUUUACUACCAAAAUAUGUCAUUACUUGGCGGUUGGCGCAUAACAGCAGACAGUUGGACAAUGGACAACAAGACAUUUCCGUUCCUUCCAUAUAGCUGGAGAAGGAGUAAGAAUCAUGACCACAGUGAGUGUGAAGAGACAGAGAGGGACUGAGGUGGUUGCCCUCGUGCACGAGGGAAGUGGGAAAAGGAGGAAGCAAAAUACCAAGAUCCGAGCAAGUGGGAAUUCAUCAAAUGCAAAUGAAUAGAGCUGGAUAUUAACUACAACGCUCAAAAACAUAAUUUGCACCACCCAAAGCUUGUCAACUUAUUAAUUAUUUAACAUAACUGUGACUUGUUGCUACUCUUUGUUUUUGGUGCACUUUUCCCCUAUUAAUUAUUUAUCUACCUGAAUUGUAUUGCUGACAUGGAGACAGAUCUGAGACAGUAUAGACACGUUUGGUAAAAGAAAAAUUGGAAAAUUGAAAGAAGAAUAUAAUCUGUAGGAAAUGUAUGAAGACCGCAAUUAUUUGCCAAAGUAUAAAUACUGUCACUUUUAGAAAUUUGACCGCAUCAAAAGAAAGAUGGCUUGUGUAAAAGCUUGUCAGAUAAAGCGUAAGGAAACAAAAAUCCUCAACAAUAAUCCAAAGUAGCAAUAGACACCAGCUGGGUGUGCAACAAUCUAAUGCAUUUUGAAUGAAUGUUACGUAAUUUUGUAAUAAACAGAUUCAACACAGCAGCCCAUUGGGCAGCAGCCAUUUCACAUGUUGUUGCAAGAUAAAAACAGGUGUAAUUAAUAACAUAAUUAUUAAAUAAGAACGGUAGCAUAUUUAAUUUGAUCAAUUGACCUUGCUAUGACUUGUGAAAAUGUCUGUUAUAAAAAAGGGACUAUAAUACAUUUACACACAUUUUACAUUAUACAAUAUUGCAUUGGUUAUAGCGAAAUGUGGGAGUUGUGUACAAUAAUAUGCGUCACCAAGCAUAAGACAUGACUUAGCUUUAUCAAUAUGUAAUCAUCAACUAAUUCGAGGAGGUGUAAAAAGUAUUAGUAGCAACCAAAGUUUAUUUGCAACGCAGAGACUGCUUUCCACUGAGUUGGCCUUACUUUACAGCGGGGGAAUUCGUUACUAGGCAACGCAGUGGACCUCCACUGAGUUAGCAUUAGCCUAACUUUAACCGUUUCUGGGUUUACUCACCUGGCUGGACGUCGUUCUGCGAACCUUGAAGGAUUCCUCGUCUAUCAGGUCCAUGUUCAACUUCUCUGCUUUUUCGUUUAACUUAACGUUAAGUUAAAUAUAUCCACCAGUCCAGUCUUCCUCGCUCGUGCCCUAAAAAAAACCCGUCAACUAAUCCUUUAGUUGCUAAAUGACGCUCGCUAGUCGCACUUAACAGCACAAACACUUAACAUGCUGCCAUAACUUAACGUAGCUAAAAGAAAUACGCUUCCAAACUAACUUAAUGUUAAAAUUGCCGAUAUUAGUCCACUGCCCCUAAUAUUAGCCUUUUUGUGUUUUUGACGAGGACCAGAAUUCACCUGUUUUCGACGCAACAACGUAGAUGCGUUCGAUUUGCAUCCCUCUACGUGAUUACAGGGCGGUGAAUUAAAUCAGUUUUCCCCUCACCUGCACGCGAUACUUCAUUAUUUUAACACUUAAUGUAGAGAACUUUACAUCCAAUAUUUUUCACGAACUGACUCUUGUUUUAAUGCAAAUAUUUUCAUUUGAUAUCCAAAGACAAACAGUACAUGCUUCUGGUUGGUAGAUUUAUCGACUGGUCGACUGUCGGAGAUUUUCGUGCAUCGAAUCGAGCGCCUCACAAAAUUGAGCACAACCAGGCUGAUGAGCCCAAAUUCAUGUGGUAGAGCUCCAUCUGCUGGCUUUCAAAAAGAUUACAGGAAAAUGUUUAAAUAACGGGUUAACUUUUCAUUAAAAUAAUGCAAGCAUGUGCUAUACAUCGUUGUCUUGACUUGAUGUCAAAUUUAUAAAAAUGAAAUAUUCCCAAAUGUCACAUACCUGGUGUGCUUUUUUCGCCAAUGCUGAUUCAUUGCGAUGAUUGAAACUCGAUUGGACGUUAAAAAACAACAUGUUUCACACGUUUCUGUCUAAGCUUCAGAGCAAACCCUGCUUUUUAUACUUCACCUAAUAAUUAGAUGAAAAAUUGGAAAACCUUUUAGAGACAGCAGCCCCACAAAUGACCUGAGAGGGGCAGCAAUCGGCACUGUGUUUGUGUUUAUAGCUUCUUCUUCUUCGUCUCUUUUACUUUCGGGCGGAGUAGACUGCGUAAGUAGAAGAGACGAAGAAGAAGAAGCUAUAAACACAAACACAACCGUUCAGUGCAUCAGCUGGACCCUUCACAACACCGGGCACACGAUUUCAGUCAGUUGCCAUGGAGCGAUGCUUUAGUGUCGGCAGGGAUGAUUCCGCUCCUUGCUCCCCACCCCCUCCUCCUCCUCCUCCACCUCCUCGCGUUCUCCCCCCUCCGUUUCCUCCCUCCUCUCCCCUGUCAGUCCUGACUGCCGCUCCACAAGAAGCAAGGCUGAGUUUUGUGGCGGGAGCCAUGGUGGACGUCAGUAAGUGGCCCCUGUUUUCCCUGCUGAGCACCGAGGAACUGGCCACAGUGCGGCAGGCCUGCGUGUUCGGAAACUCUGCCAACGAAGCCAUCUACAUCACACACGCCAAUGAGGCUUUUGCGCUUGGGUUGAACAGCAGUGGCUGCCUCGGCACAGGAGACAGUCUGAGCACCAUUGUGCCCAAGAAACUGGACUUUCUGCGGGGGAAGAAGGUCGCCAGCCUCAGCUAUGGAAGCGGGCCGCAUGUCCUGUUGGCUACAGAGGACGGACAGCUGUUUGCCUGGGGCCACAACAGCUACAGUCAGCUGGGGAACGGGACCACCAACCAGGGACUGUCGCCGCUGCCGGUCGCCAUCAACCCACUGAACAAGAAAGUGAAGGAAGUGGCGUGCGGCUCGCAUCACUCCGUGGCCCUCACUCUGGAUGGAGAGGUCUUUGCAUGGGGUUAUAACAACUGUGGCCAGAUCGGCUCGGGCUCCACCGCCAACCAGCCCGGCCCCAGGAAGGUCACCGGCUGCCUGCAGGGCAAGACGGCGGUCGGCAUCACGUGCGGACAGACCUCCUCCAUGGCGCUGGUUGACAACGGAGAGGUUUACGGCUGGGGCUACAACGGGAACGGACAGCUGGGCAUCGGGAACAACGGGAACCAGCUGACGCCUUGCCGCCUCGCUGCCCUCCAGGGGAUGUGCAUGCAACAGGUGGUGUCGGGCUACAGCCACUGCCUGGCGCUGACUGAUGAAGGGCUGCUGUACGCCUGGGGAGCAAACACCUACGGCCAACUGGGGACCGGCAACAAGAGCAACCACCUCAGCCCCGUGCUGAUCAUGGCGGAAAAAGAGAGGAUUGUCGAGGUCGCAGCUUGCCAUUCAACUCACACGUCAGCGGCCAAGACCCAAAGCGGUCAGGUGUAUAUGUGGGGUCAGUGUCGGGGUCAGUCCAUCGUCAUGCCACACCUCACAAACUUCACCACCACAGACGACGUCUUCGCCUGCUUUGCCACACCCUCCGUCAUGUGGAGGCUCAUGUCUAUGGGGCACGACGACUUCACGACCGUCGCGGAGGCUCUGAGGAAAGAGUUCGACAGUCCGGAGACGGCCGACCUCAAGUUCAGCGUCGACGGCAAAUGCAUUCACGUGCACAAGGCUGUGCUGAAGAUCAGGUGUGAGCAUUUCCGGUCCAUGUUCCGCUCCCAGUGGACCGAGGACCAGCAGGAUGUGAUCGAGAUCGGCCAGUUCUCUUACCCAGUCUACCGGUCCUUCCUGCGGUUCCUCUACACGGACACCGUCGACCUCCCGCCCGAGGACGCCAUCGGCCUGUUGGACCUGGCCACCUCUUACUGUGAGAACCGUCUGAAACGCCUGUGUCAGCAGAUCAUCAAGAGAGGGAUCAACGUCGAUAACGCCUUUACCUUGCUGUCUGCCGCCAUACAGUACGACGCCGAGGACCUGGAAGUGUUUUGUUUUCGGUUCUGCGUGAACCACCUCACUCAGGUGACUCAGACGGGAGCCUUCUGGCAGGUGGACGGAGCGAUGCUCAAGGAGUUCAUCAGCAAAGCCAGCCGCUGCGGGGCCUUCAAGAACUGAGCCGUUUAAAAG